UUGAUGGUCGUGGCUUCACUGCUGCUUCCUGUCGUCGCCUCGCGAAGCUGUGAGCGACUCGAAGACCCGACAUGCUUCACCAACUGGCCAGCACAACCUCACAACUGGACAACCUAUUCUCUCACCAAUGACUCGCGGAAUGCAAAUGACGUGAGGCGUCGUCUGGACGAGUGGUCGCCACUCGAAGCAAUUCCAUCAUGUUGGCCGUACGCCGCCGAGUUUCUCUGUCGCCUCUACAAGCCGGAAUGCGACCAGGCGACUGGUUUGGCGCGCUUGCCCUGUCAUGAGCUUUGCGUGGCAACCAAGCAGCAUUGCGCAGUCGUGGAGCAGCUGCGGUCGUGGCCGUCGUUUACUGACUGUUCGCGCUUUCCAACGUGUGCCAAUGUGGUGGAGGUAAACGGGACGACCACAAACAUCACCUGUCCUUAUCCUCUACUGGCGACUGAUGAGACCAGCCACUGGUACAAGGACCUCAACAUUAAAGGCUGUGGAAUACAGUGCACGAACCCACUCUUUACAGAGAAGGAACACAACAAUGUUCGGAGCUUUAUCGCUGCCAUGGGAUCAAUAUGUCUCUUUUGCACUUCAUUGGCAUUGUUGACGUUCUUGAUUGACUGGAAGAGACAGAGACAAUAUCCUGCUGUCAUUAUUGUCUACUUGAACGCCUGCUUUUGUGUGGGCUCUGUGGGUUGGUUGGCACAGUUUAUCAACGGAGCUAGAGACAAAAUCGUUUGCCACUCUGAUGGUACAUCUCGCUUAGGAGAGCCAAGUGGUCAACUUGAUGCUACUCCUUGUAUCAUUAUCUUCAUUCUGAUUUACUAUUUUCUGAUGGCAACGGGCGUGUGGUUUGCCAUCUUGGCGAUGUCGUGGGACAGUUGCUUCAAGUCUCUGAUGGUGCCGUCUGAGUUUAUGUCGGGGAAGACUCACUGGCUUCAUGUGAUUGCGUGGACAUUGCCGGGGAUUAAGACUGUUGUUAUUCUGGGAAUGCAAGAAGUGGAUGGUGACUCAUUGAGUGGGAUAUGUUUUGUGGGAUACAGACAUCUAAGUUUACGAGCUUGGUUUGUGUUUGGGCCACUGGGAUUAUAUCUGACGAUAGGAGGGAUCUUUCUGCUUCGAGGUCUCAUCCGUCUGUGCCAGCUAAAGUCUCAAGCUUUAAAAUUCAGCUCAGCAAAGCGUGUAGAAGUAACAGUGAUCAGGAUAGGAAUUUUUGCUUUCCUUGCGUUCUUCUUUUCAUUGGUCACGUUCAUCUGUCAUUUGCACGACUAUAACCAGCAACCACAGUGGGAGAAAUCGCUGAAAGACUUCACUAUUUGUCAAGCGAAUUACACAUUGAAUAGUCAGUUUGUGAAUGCAACCGAUAGCUCAGCGUGUGUACAAAGCGAUCGGCCAAGUAUAUUGGUUACCAUCAUGCAGUUGUUUUCGAUGUUUGGCUGUGGUGUUGCAAUGAGCAGUUGGAUGCUGACUCCGUCUGCUUUUCGCUCGUGGAAACACUUUUUGAGACGGUUUAGAUGCAGAACGCGUUCGUCUGACGACUUUCAUAUGGAGAGAAUCACUGAUAAUGGUCAACCCAGUUUGAUGCAUAUUUCACGUAAUAAAGUUGCGCCGGCGACCACUCCUGAUUCAUUGAAACCAAGGAGCAGUGCGGCGUCGAUGACAACAGACAGUGGCAUUCAGACAGAUGAGGGUAGCAUGUUUCUAUCCACCAGGCAUCCAAACUCAGUUUCUUCAUCAUAAUUUGUAAUGAGUCAGAAUCUGUACAGUUUAGUUAUAGUUAUAUACAGAAAUAGUCGUGUAACAGGUUGCUCACAUAGAGAGACUUUGGUGCUUCAAGAGUUGAUAUUAAUUUUGACUUAUUGUAAAUCUAAAUAGAUUUUAUGAA
This is a messenger RNA of Corticium candelabrum, 1879 nucleotides long. Its product is annotated as protein smoothened-like. Bases 4 to 1734 code for a protein of 576 amino acids. Gene Ontology annotation, cellular component: dendrite; plasma membrane; cilium. Lineage: Eukaryota; Metazoa; Porifera; Homoscleromorpha; Homosclerophorida; Plakinidae. Gene Ontology annotation, biological process: pattern specification process; commissural neuron axon guidance; central nervous system development. The record is from RefSeq and is a predicted model, not a curated record. The transcript is spliced from 8 exons. Gene Ontology annotation, molecular function: transmembrane signaling receptor activity; patched binding.